UCACUUCCUGCGAAAGUCGCAGAUUUGCUUAGUUUGCUAGGAAGUCACAGUUGACGGCGGGCUCUCGAGGCAACAGGUCUCUGUUCUGUGCGAAUUUUGGCUGAGAAAACAUGGCUACUUCCAGCCGUUCUUCCAAGGCGUAGAAGUUACUGCUCCUGUUCUUGCUGCCCAGCUUCUGCUGUGAAGUCUUGGCGGAAUCCGGCUGUGCCCCCCAUCUGCAGGCAGCUGGUCGGUUGUGCGUGUUCGUCUGUUGAAACAGGCACUCUGCAGAAUGAGAGUCUGGGGGAAACUCUGUCUUCGUACUGUUCUUUGUACCGCCUUUUCCUUCCACCCACACACAUAUCUGCUUGUGUAAAAAAUACGAAUGGUACUGGUUGUUAGGGCUAUGUAAUCUUCAGAAAGGAGCUCUGCAACCUACCUAGGUGUGAACUCCGCAUCUGCCUGCUUUUCUUUAAAACAGCCACACUUUGCCCUAGUAUCAUAUGGUGGCUGCAGAUAGCCUAUUCUAAAAUUGAAGUAAUAUUGGAAUUAGUAUGGAUUCUGGUUGAUCAUCCAUCUCUGAUUGCAUGGUCAGUCUUCUGGAUAUACCUAUAAGUGUUUUAUUGAAUGAAUAUGAGAGGAUUGAAUACAACUUUGCAAAAUAUUAUUUCACAAUUUUUUAAAUACCUAGUUUAUGUGUUAAGAAAUGUGUGUCUUUAGGGCCAAUAGUAUGCAAGACUGGUUUGAAUUACUGUAGCAAGCUGCUUCUGCUGGGAUUGGAAAAUGACAUUCACUGAAGCUGUUUGUUGUAAUAAAUUCUGCUCAAUGCCUUUGAACAGAAUUUCAGUUCAACAGAAGAUAUACUAAAAGUGAAAGAAAUGCCUGUUUUGUUUUGCUGAAACCAUUCUUAUAGCACUUGGUCUUCCCCCACCAGUCACCUUUCUAAUUUUAGUUUUCAGCUCCAUUUUAAAUUGUGAACAAUUCAGAUGGACUUGGAGAUUAAAGGAAUUGCUGCAUCUCCAAGAGGGCAAGUUCCACUGUCCUCUCAGGGUUGGAGGCCAAACACAAGAUUAAGCCAUGGUCCUCGACCAGCAGAAGUGCCAUGUCUUGACUUGGGAAAGUUGGGAGAUUCAGAAGAUGAGGAUGGAGAUAACGGCAUACCUUACAGUGCUGGACGACCUCACACCGGUCCUCCACGUCCACCUUCAUCUUUUAGGGGGGGCACUCAGUUACAAAGUACUCACACACAGUAUCAUAAUUUAGAACAGGCCGCAAGGAGACCUGAUCUGAAGAAAAUUGAGCUUUCUCCACAGCAGCAAAAAACAAUUCCGGAAAAUCUGCCGCUCCCAACAGAUACAUACAAGCUGAAAUAUCAACAAUAUGAAGCAGAAAUGAAAGAGGGAUAUAAACAGUAUUCUCAGAGAGCUGCAAAAAAGAGAACAAAUUAUAACCAGUUUAAUGAACUUCCAGGCAGGAUAGCUGAAAAAAAGGAUUUACAGCCUGAAAACCAAAGAAUGGACAAAUGCACAGUUCUUGAUGAGAAAGCCCUUUUGCAGCAGUGUUAUACAAACAAACCAUACACUAUGCAGCAUAGCAUAAGAAAAUUGGAUGCUGAAGAAGUAGCAGCAGAAAGAAAAAAACAAACUGUAGUGGAACAAGUGAUGAUAGAUCAGUUAUCUAGAGCUGUGAUAAGUGAUCCAGAGCAAAAUGGAAAUUCAGAUAGUUACAAGAUGGAUCCUGUUCUUCCAGGAUUAAGCACAGCACCUCUACGCUUUAGAAAAAGAACAUUGCAUGAAACAAAAAUUAAGACUAGGUCAGCAUUGACUGAAAAUAUGCUUUCUAACAAAUUACGAUUUGAUGGUAGAUUAAUAUCAAGAAAUGGACGUGAUGCUUGUCGAGAACUGAUUGGAUUUUACUUUGCAUAUGACAAAUCUUUAACUAUAUAUGAAUAUCGACAGUUUGGUAAAAAUAGAACAAAUGCUCUACCAUUCAUUUUGAAGGGUAUUUAUAUGCAUCAGCGUGGAAAAAGGAAAGGAAAACCAUACAGUCUUAAUGAUUUUUAUGUUGGGGCAGACCUAACUUUUUCGAGCCUUCAUCAUCCUGGCCUUCCUGAAAGUAUUAAACAGAAACCAUUGUUUAUAAUCCGUGUCACAAAUACUGAUGAAACGGCUAGAACUUUUCUAAAGACCUAUAAUGUGAAAGAUGAGGAACAUCCUAUCAAGGAGGAAGAUGAUAGGAAGAAUACCUUGAAGAAUAUUCAAGAUAAUUUGAGAGCAAAAUUAAAUAAAAGAGGAGUUCGUAUUGUUUCAGGGCUAGGAAAAUAUUUCCGUGAACUGGACAAGAAGCGAAAUGGAAACCUUACAAAAGCAGACUACAGGCAAGCACUAAAAGUAUUUCAUUUAGAAGUGACUGAAGAGGAAUUUGAAUCUUUGUGGUUACUACUACAUGAUGACAAUAAUGGUGAAAUUGAUUACACUGAAUUUACUCGUGCUGUUCUUGGAGAAAUGAAUGAAUAUAGAAAAUCUUUUGUCAGGAAAGCUUAUAUGAAGCUGGAUUACAAUAAAACUGGCAGGAUACCUAUGGUAGAUAUCAAGAAAUGUUAUUGUGCUAGAAAACAUCCUCAAGUUAUAGCAGGUAACACAACAGAGGAAGAAAUUAAAUCUUCAUUUCUAGAAACACUGGAGGAUACCUGCAGCAAUCCCAGUGAAGUUUCAUUUAGUGAAUUUGAGGAUUAUUAUGAAGGAUUAAGUAUUGCCAUUCUGGAUGAUGAAGAUUUUAUUAACACAUUAAGGAAUCCCUGGGGAAUUUAGAAGUGAAGAAUAUAAUGUAAAAAAAAAUAGGAAUAGAGACUCUGAACAUUUGUUAACUUUCUAAAUAGACUUAAUAAAUUGGCCUUCAUAGUCUGAAGGUACAGUAAAUGUUUGAAGUAUGGCUUGUUUUUCUCCUUGCAACAUUAAAGUAGUAUUUACUACAUUUUUAUUUAUUUGCUUCAGACUACAUCCCAUGUAACAAAAUAAUAUGUUUAAUCAGUGAAUUGUGAAACUGAGUAAAAGGAUAUAUGCAUGAUAGAACUAAUGUUGUACUAUGUCAAGGGCAUAGUUAAAAUAACCGUGUAUCACAAUCCAUAUUAUAAAGGCCUUUUUUUAAAAUGAAUAAAGGCCUUUUAUCAGAAUGAAUAUUUUUAGUUUGGUAGUCCUGUCAAUAGCUGUUUUAAUCCCAGAGUAUAUAAGCAUAGAGAAGUUUAGGAUGAUUAUAUCUUUACUCCAGACUAUAGAACAGCAUCUGUGCAUCUUUAAGUGAUUUUUUUCCAGGAGAUACUUUGUUUUAGUUAAUUUACUGCAGUCAGAUAG
Candoia aspera is the source of this 3329-nucleotide messenger RNA. It is a transcript of the gene CAPS2, whose product is annotated as calcyphosine 2. Gene Ontology annotation, molecular function: calcium ion binding. The transcript is spliced from 18 exons. Bases 966 to 2789 code for a protein of 607 amino acids. Lineage: Eukaryota; Metazoa; Chordata; Lepidosauria; Squamata; Candoiidae. The record is from RefSeq and is a predicted model, not a curated record.